Messenger RNA from Ooceraea biroi (clonal raider ant), 795 nucleotides. RefSeq names its product loricrin-like. The record is from RefSeq and is a predicted model, not a curated record. NCBI's taxonomy places the organism in Eukaryota, Metazoa, Arthropoda, Insecta, Hymenoptera, Formicidae.
AUGAGGGAGCUGACCCACGACGGUCUAUUCGCGCCGUUCGCACGUGCGAGUUCCAGCGAGUACGUGGGCGGCUCGCGGCGAGAGCUGUCGGGGGUGAAGGAACUGGUGACCUCGAGGCGGGUGCAGAAGAGUCGGCCGUCGGGGGUCGCGAGGUCGGAUGGCGGCUGCAUCGGGGGCGUCAGUUCGGGAAGUGGCGGUGGCGGCGGCGGCGUCGGCGGCGGUGGCGGUGGUAGCGUCGGCGGCGUCGUCGCCGGCGGUCUUUUAGGUGGCUGCAGCGGCGGAAACGACGCCUUGGCGGAGCUCACGAUCGAGGAGCUGGCCUCCAUUCCAGCCGGAAAUCACACCUCCGCCAAUCACACGGGACAUCCCUCUCAUCACAAGAGGGUGCCGGGCGGAGGGGGCGUGAUUGUGGGGGGUGGCGCGGGGUCGGCCACCCCCCAAGGGGCGCAGCAGGGUAACAGUCACAAUCUGGUGUACCGCGUGGUAGGGUCGCGUGGACAUCCCGGCGGCCAUCAUCCUCAUGUGAAGAAGUCCGACAGCUCUCAACAGACCGAGAGCUCGGUCUUCAGGCAUCAGCAGCAUCAGCAGCAACAGCAGCAGCAACAGCAAAGUUCGAACGGUUCUGGCAGCAGCUCUAACAGCCAGCAAUGGAAAAAGUACAUCGAGGCGGGCGCUGCGAGGGAGAGAGACAAGGAGGGCGCGCCACCCAGCCCUAGUCCCUCCAGAAGGUCACAGGUGAGAUACUUUGAGAGGUAUUGGAUACGUGAGACCCUUUGGUUUAUAUACUCACCGUAA